Molecule: messenger RNA, 2154 nt
Organism: Ipomoea nil (Japanese morning glory)
Lineage: Eukaryota; Viridiplantae; Streptophyta; Magnoliopsida; Solanales; Convolvulaceae
Product: AP2-like ethylene-responsive transcription factor TOE3
Exons: 10
Coding region: 360-1937 (525 amino acids)
Biological process (GO): regulation of DNA-templated transcription
Molecular function (GO): DNA binding; DNA-binding transcription factor activity
Source: RefSeq, a predicted model, not a curated record
UCAAUCAUAACUUCUCACUCGCUCUCGCUCUCUCAACUAACUUUUUACAACAAACUUGAGCUUCUCUAUAAGUCGUAGGUUUCAUGUUCUUUGAAUCCGCAGCACAAACCUUCGUUUUCCCCAUUAUUUUAUUUUCCUUUUCAUCUAUACUUAUCUAUUUAAUUAGGGAAGCGCAGAGUCAGAGAGAAUAUGUGUGUAUAUAUAUAUAUACACGCAUGUAGGCGCACACAUACAGACGCAUACACAUAUGUAUGAAACUCUGAGAAAAAGCUAUAGCCAUAGCUAAAGCUUGGAAAUCCCCAAAAUUUUGGCUUUUAUUAUAGUUUUGGUUGUUUGAGCUGAGUGGUUUGGGAGGGUUUAUGGAAAGGAGUGGAGAAAUGUGGGAUCUAAACGAUUCGCCGGAUCAGAGAGGGGACGACGAAUCGGAAGAUGGGUGCUCGUCGCCGGUGGACGGGGAUGAUGAGAAGGGGAAACGGGUCGGAUCCGUGUCGAAUUCAAGCUCGUCGGCGGUGGUUGUGGAGGAUGCUUCGGAGGAGGAAGACGACGACGGAGGAGGUAAGAGCAAGAAAAACAAAGCGGCGGCGGGUAAAAUUUUCGGGUUUUCGGUGGCGGCGGGUCCCAACGACGACAACUGCUCGUCGCCGGUGACGCGGCAGUUCUUCCCCGUCGAUGACUCGGAAAUGUUCGCCGGCGGAGGCGACGGCGACGGAUCCAUUUACUUGCCGAGGGCUCACUGGGUGGGCGUUAAAUUCUGCCAGUCGGAACCGCAUGCCGGCAGCGCCGCCGCGGAGAAGCCCACAGCCACGGAGGUCUCCCAGCAGCCCAUGAAGAAGAGCCGCCGUGGCCCCAGGUCCAGAAGCUCCCAAUACCGCGGCGUCACAUUUUACCGGCGAACCGGACGGUGGGAGUCCCACAUAUGGGACUGCGGCAAACAAGUCUACCUAGGCGGAUUCGACACAGCACAUGCAGCCGCUCGUGCAUACGAUAGGGCAGCAAUCAAGUUCCGGGGAGUGGAAGCCGACAUAAAUUUCAGCCUUGAAGAUUACGAAGACGACUUAAAACAGAUGAGCAAUUUAACCAAGGAAGAAUUCGUCCAUGUUCUCCGGCGACAAAGCACCGGCUUUCCCCGGGGGAGUUCCAAAUAUAGAGGCGUCACUUUGCAUAAAUGCGGUAGAUGGGAGGCUAGAAUGGGCCAAUUCCUGGGGAAAAAGUAUGUUUAUCUGGGUCUCUUUGAUACUGAAAUUGAAGCUGCCAGGGCUUAUGAUAAAGCUGCCAUAAAAUGCAAUGGCAAGGAUGCAGUUACAAAUUUUGAUCCCAGUAUAUAUGAGAAUGAACUUAGUUCCGCGACUGAGACUUGUGAGAAUGCAGCUGAUCACAAUCUCGAUUUGAGCCUGGGGAGCUCGAGCUCGAAGCAAGGUGAAGAAAAUGUGGGUCACAACUCAUCUGCAAUGCAGUUUGAGAUGGACUGGAGGCAGCCAGCAGUAGUGUCUAAUAAGCAACAGGCGAUUCCAGGUGAGCGAAGGAGGGAGGGGUACAACGAGGCAGAAGCAAUGCAGCUCCUGAGCCGAACGCACCUGCAUUCGCCUGCUAGCAAUGACCAAAUCCACUCUACAUAUGGUCAUUUUGUGAAACCGGGUGGCGAAUCCCACAUGCUGCAAAUGUUUUCGCCACACUUGAGCUCACCCAGCUAUCAAUUUCCCAGCAGCAGUAACAGCGGGGGACGAAUUGGAUGGGGGGGCAUCGGGGACCUAUCGCUCUCGACCACAACGAGCAGCAACCACAUUCCGCAAUGGCACCCAUCAAACCCCCCUCCCCCUCAGCUAUUUGCAACAACUGCUGCAGCAUCAUCAGGAUUCCCUCAGCAGACCUUAAGACCUCAGAAUUGGCCUCAUCACAAAAAUAAUGGCUUCCACUACUCUUUCAUGAGACCUCCUUGAAUUAUUGAUCCUAUCCAAUUACAUUUUUAAGGAUACAUUAUUAUUGUCUUUAUUAUAUUGUAACCUUGAAAACCUCAAGGAAUUGAUGUUAUCUGAGAAUGUACUGCCACCACUACUAGUAUAUAUAAAUUAAAAUCAUGGUUCUUCAUUGGAACCAGGAGAAUGGGCGGGUUGGAAAAAUUUUUGGCAAUUUUCCAACUCGAUCUUUGGAAUUAAA